Felis catus (domestic cat) is the source of this 2698-nucleotide messenger RNA. RefSeq names its product coiled-coil domain containing 42 (gene CCDC42). The transcript has 8 exons. NCBI's taxonomy places the organism in Eukaryota, Metazoa, Chordata, Mammalia, Carnivora, Felidae. Bases 26 to 1159 code for a protein of 377 amino acids. The record is from RefSeq and is a predicted model, not a curated record. Gene Ontology annotation, biological process: spermatid development.
CCCAGACGCGGAGGGGCCGAGUCCAAUGCAGGCACCGGCGGGGAGCAGAGGGGACAGUGCGGAACCGGGAACCGUGUCCCGCAGCAACGACUCGAGGUGUCCAGCCAUCUUUCCCGGGUCUCGGACACUCACCCUCCGGGGGACCCUGACAAGCAGGAGGAAGGGAGAAGCAAGAGCCCAGCUACCGCCCCCUCCCCCCAGCCACCCCCAGCCACCCCCAGCCACCAGUUCACUGCGAGGAUCUGGCCGCCUGGCCCAUCGGGUCACCACCAGCAUGAGCCUGGGCAUCAUGGAGGAGGACGAGCUGGCCGAGUACUUCCGGCUACAGUAUGGGGAGAGGCUACUACAGCUGCUGCAGAAGUUCCCCAACAUUGAGGAGCAGUCGGAGUCCCCAUCCAUCCGGCUUCUGGAGAAGAAGAAAGAGGCCAAGAUCAUGCACACUGCUAUGGAGCAGAAGAAGGAGAUGUUUCGGCGCCGGAUGGAAACCCUGAAUCUGCGUUGGGAGGAGCUGGGUACCAAGGAGGCCCAGCUGAAGGCUCACAUCCAGAAGUUCGAGCAGUUCAUCCAGGAGAACGACCAGAAACGGAUCCGCGCCCUGAAGAAAGCCAACAAGGAGCGCGAGCUGAAGAGGCAGCGGGUGCGCGAGCUGGCCAAGGUCAAGCAGGAGAUGGGGGCCCUGCGGCUGCAGCACCAGCGGCUGAGCACCAGGAUGCAGGAGUUCUCCGUCUUCAACAAGUACCUGGAGAAGGUGGUGGAGCACUCGGAGUUCGAGGAGAUCCACGAGGUGAUUUCACGCUACAAGACGCUGAUAAGCAUGCACCACGACCUCAUGCAGUCGGCGCAGGAGGGCCAGGAGAAGAUCGAGCGCGCCAAGGCACGGCUGGCACGCUACAUGGAGGAGAAGGACGACGAGAUCCUGCAGCACAACAACGAGCUGGCGCGUCUGCAGAUGCGCUUUGACCGAGCCCGCAGCGACGUCAUCGUCUGGGAAUCUCGCUGGGCACACAUCCAGAACACGGCCGCCAAGAAGACCCUCUUGCUGGGCACCAUCAAGAUGGCGGCACUGAACCUCUUCCAGAUCGUGAGCAAGCAGCUGAAGGAGACCGCCGCCGUGUCCCUGGAGGACACCCACAAACAGCUGGACAUGGUUCCCAGGUGAUGGUGCUGGUCUGGCUUCCACGCUUUGAGAACCACGGCAUCAGCGCUGAGACCCUUUUGGCCCCGGUGAACGCGGGCCCCAGCGGGGACCCACGAUUGAAUUCAUCGCUGGUGCAAAAACAGUCUUCUUAGAUUCUAGAGACGUGCUGAAAGCUCCGUGCCUGGGGCCCACGCUUUGGGAAAAGAAGAAAUUGGGGGUGGGGGGAGUCAGCAAGUCUAGGAAAGUGUUGGUGUCUGUCUUAUUAGGGGCACCCUGAGAUUCUUCUCUUUGAAGUAACUAAAAGGAAAUUGGAAAGGAAAUAACUUUCUCACUAUGCUUCAAGCCAUGUGAUGCUGUGUGCACGUGCCACCCCAAAUCGUCUCCCUUCCGUAAAUGUUUUUUUAACGUGUAUUUAUUUUUGAGAGAGAGAGACAGAGCGUGAGCCGGGGAGGGGCAGAGAGAGAGGGAGACACAGGAUCCGAAGCGGGCUCCGGGCUCCGAGCCAUCAGCACAGAGCCCGAUGCGGGGCCCGAACCCACGAACCGCGAGAUCAGGACCUGAGCCGAAGUCGGACGCUUCACCGACUGAGCCACCCAGGCGCCCCAGAAUCAUCUCACUUCCCACCAAAGGCACAGAUAUCCCGCACUUUGGGGAGCUCUGUACCAGAAGACGGGUUAGCCAUACUUCCUGUCAGAUGCGCAGAACCAUGACUAAUUAUUUGUUCCUUUGGCAAAAGCCUUGAGUGCUGCUGUCAAAUAACAGAAAGCUCCUCAAGACUGGGGUCUGUGUUUGUUUAGUCGUUUGCUGUAUCUCGGUGUCUAGAACAGUGCCUGGCACACAGUAGGCGCUCAAUAAGCGUUUGGUGAGUGAAUAUCAAAUCCAAGCCAACGAAAGCAAUGGGCCAGAAGGCAUCUCCCCUAUUUAACAACAACAACAACAAAGUAAAACCCGUGAAAUCUAAAGAUUUCACCCCGCUGACCAGCCAGGAGGAGGGAUUUCCUCAACCCGGAGAAUCAGCCUGCAGCUCAGAGCACAUAGAACAGAAUUAUCGAUAGUUCAAAGACGUCGAAGGCAGUUUGUAAGAAAGCUUGCUCCCGAAGCCACAAUUCUCAAAUUUUCUGCGAGCAGGAGGCUUGUGCACCCUUCACAUUUGUUGAAGACCCUCAAAGAGCUUUUGUUUGUAUGGGUUAUAGCUGCUGAUAUUUACCGUAGGAGACAUUCGAAGGGAAAAAUUAAAAAUCCUUAAUUCCUUGUUCAAGGACAACAAGAAGCAUGUUAAUGUAAAUGGCGUUCCUGACGCAAAGCACAUUUCCAAAAGAACGCUCUGUGGGACAAGGAACAUUUCUGCAAAUCCACUUAAUGUCUGGCUUCCUGGAGGCCAGGUGGGUUCUCCCUUCGGCUUCAGCAUUCGUCCUGUUGUGACAGCCUAUGUCACGGAAACGUCCCGCUCUGGUAAAAGCCACUGUUCGCUCGUGAGUGAAUAAGAGAGACAAAGACAAAUGAUGUCUUAGUGUUAUUGAAAAAGGAGCUUAGGGGCGCCUGGGUGGCUCAGUCGGUUAA